Molecule: messenger RNA, 7771 nt
Organism: Neofelis nebulosa (Clouded leopard)
Lineage: Eukaryota; Metazoa; Chordata; Mammalia; Carnivora; Felidae
Gene: GAS7
Product: growth arrest specific 7
Exons: 14
Coding region: 352-1590 (412 amino acids)
Biological process (GO): neuron projection morphogenesis; actin filament polymerization
Cellular component (GO): actin filament; cytoplasm; plasma membrane
Molecular function (GO): actin filament binding
Source: RefSeq, a predicted model, not a curated record
AACUUAAUCCGGGACAGUCACGGCCGCCUCCGCACCCUGCGAGCUUCCCAUCCCUCUCGGGGUCAAGGCCAGACCCGGAUUCCCAGCCCAGACCGCCGGCGGGCUCCCCCGUGGGAGCCUCUAGCUUUGGGUGGGCAAGCUCAGCUCACAGGUUUGCUCUUGACCUCCCGAUUCAGCCGCCUGCUCGACAUCUCCAGCCGUCACACCGGGUCCUUCCUCCGGGUCUGGGCCCCCUGCAGCCUUUCAGCAACGGGCAAGCCUGUCUUUCCAGCUGAGUGGCUCACAGCCCUCAAAAGCUUUGGCACCCCUGUUUCCUCCCCCUGCUUGGGUUUCGUUUGCCAGAAACCUGGAAUGGUCCCCCCACCGCCAGGAGAGGAAAGCCAGAUUAUCCUCCUUCCGCCUGGCUGGCAGAGUUACUUGUCUCCUCAGGGUCGGCGUUACUAUGUCAACACGACCACCAAUGAGACCACCUGGGAACGCCCCAGCAGUUCUUCUGGGAUUCCAGCCAGCCCUGGCCCUCACAGGAGCUCUCUGCCUCCGACAGUGAAUGGAUACCACGCGGCAGGGACCCCAGCGCACCCUCCCGAGACUGCCCACAUGAGUGUCCGAAAAUCCACCGGUGAUUCCCAGAACCUGGGAUCCUCGUCACCAGGCAAAAAACAGAGCAAGGAGAACACCAUCACGAUAAACUGUGUGACGUUUCCUCAUCCGGACACGAUGCCAGAGCAGCAACUGCUGAAACCUACAGAGUGGAGCUAUUGUGACUACUUCUGGGCUGAUAAGAAGGACCCCCAAGGCAACGGCACCAUGGCUGGGUUUGAACUGCUCCUUCAGAAACAACUAAAGGGCAAACAGAUGCAGAAGGAAAUGUCAGAAUUCAUCCGGGAGAGGAUAAAGAUUGAAGAGGAGUAUGCGAAGAACUUAGCUAAGCUCUCUCAGAACUCCUUGGCUGCACAGGAGGAAGGCUCCCUGGGAGAAGCGUGGGCCCAGGUGAAGAAGAGCCUCGCGGACGAGGCGGAAGUUCACCUCAAGUUCUCCGCCAAGCUUCACAGCGAGGUCGAGAAGCCCCUGAUGAACUUCCGGGAGAACUUUAAGAAGGACAUGAAAAAGUGUGAACACCACAUUACCGACCUCCGUAAGCAGCUUGCCAGCCGUCACGCCGCAGUGGAGAAGGCCCGGAAGGCCCUCACGGAGAGGCAGAGAGACCUGGAGAUAAAGACCCAGCAGCUGGAGAUCAAGCUGAGCAACAAGACAGAGGAGGAUAUCAAGAAGGCGAGGAGGAAGUCCACGCAGGCUGGAGAUGACCUCAUGCGCUGCGUGGAUCUCUACAACCAGGCCCAGUCCAAGUGGUUUGAAGAGAUGGUGACCACCACACUGGAGCUAGAGCGGCUGGAGGCGGAGAGGGUAGAGAUGAUUCGACAACAUCUAUGCCAGUAUACACAGCUGCGGCACGAGACAGACAUGUUCAACCAAAGCACAGUCGAGCCUGUGGACCAACUGCUUCGGAAAGUGGACCCAGCCAAAGACAGGGAGCUGUGGGUCAGAGAGCACAAGACAGGCAACAUCCGCCCCGUGGACAUGGAGAUUUAGACGGGCAUGCACGGCCCCGGGGGUCCUGCCAAGGAGAGGGGCCGGGGGGUCCCAUGGAGAGCAGGUGGCCAGGGGGCCGCUGCUGAGUGCAGCUGUCCUCCCGCCCACUGUCCGGGUCUGCUGAGCUGGUGAUUCCAGAAAGGCAGCCCCGCUGGGAGCUGCCCGUGUCCCCAGGCCAAGAAGACCGAUCCACAGCCCUGCCCUUGUCUCCGAGGCUGAAGCCCCCCGAUUCCUGUCCUGUGCUUGCUGCUCCGAGAACAGACUGAGGCUGGAACUGUAUGGUCCCUGCUGCACCCUGUAGGGGUCACAUCCCCACCCAGAGCUGGCUGCGUCGCACGCUUGUGUCCCCGGAAGCCCCAAGGUCCUGCCUCCAGCUGUGUGGCGGGCUUUGGAGGGUCAUGGGAGAAAGGUCCCUGUCUCCAACCCAGGACGAGGGUCGGAAUCGUGGAUAGAAGGCACCGUUCAGCUCAACAGCCCGCACCCAGAACCUCUUGCGGCCCACCCUCUUAGUUUUUUUUUUCCCCCCGUUGCAUUCUGGGAACCCACAUCCUGGCUCUUCCUUUGCCACUUUUCAUCGUCUGGGGUCUUGGGAAUAAGGCCUGGUUCCUCUCUACCCAGACUGACCCUGCCUGGAGAGGUCAGGACGGAACUACCUCAUUCAGCACAUCGGCCCCAAGUCAGAGUGUUGAGUCGUGUUUUUAUAUUCGGUCAGGCAUCUCCUGUCAGGUCUCUGGGCUGGAAACCUUCCUCCAACCCAGCCCUCGGCUGUUUCCUCAAGGAAGCUCCCGCCCCCACCCCCCCCCCCCCGGGCUCUUACUGGGGCUGGGUCGGUCCCCUGUGGGAGAUGGGUUGGGAUGGGUCUUUGCCACCCCCAGAGGGCUCCCCCUGCUUGUGCGUGGGGGGUGGGGGGGUGACUCUCCAGCCCCCCCCCCCCCCGCCAACCCCCAUGAGGCUUUCGCUCCCUCGUGGACACUGUGCGGACAUGGCAGACGGUCCUGGCUUCCAGGCAGUGUCCUGUCACCUUGACCUCCGCUUCUGCACAUUCCAGAGCCCUGCUUGGUGCUGGUGCCCCCUUCCCCUUUCGCCACCCCCCCCACCGAAUUCCUGGGAAAGCCAGGUUAGUGUGUGACUUGGGAAGCUUUCAGCCCGUCCCGUUGGGUCCUCAUUCAUCAGUCUCUCCCUUUAUAGAAACACGGCAAACAACCUUGUGCAGCAUCUAACCCUGAGAAUUGGCUCCAGGGGACCCGUAGAAGUGCCCCCUGAAGGUGGGCGUGGUCACACGGCCAGCAGGGGGCAGAGUCUAGCCCAGAACCCGAGCCCAUCUUUCUUAGUUCGUUUUUCCCUUCGAUUACUUUGGACGUGCAGGGUCCAUACCCCGCCCCCCCCCCGCCCCCAACACACACAAGGUCACGAUUCUAAGAGCACAACUCGCUGGUCCCUGGGUCUCACGUGCCGGGAGUUGAUGACUUCGAGUCUUUCGGCCCCUCUUUCACUGAUUCAGAAUUACCGCCUCACAGCUUCUAGUAGAAAGAUGCUGAGUAUUCUAGAGCAAGCCAGACGUUGUCGCUUUUCUUCUUGAACUGUCCCCGACCCAGAAAGGCCAGCGUGAAAGCCUUCCCCAGCACGAGAGUGUGAGAAUGGGUGUGUCCCUGCCACGGAGGACCACAGCUUCCAGAUCUGGGGUUGGUGCCCAUGACACCAGCGACCAAUUUUAGGAUGUUAUUUCUGGGUUUCUCUAUUCAAAAUGGGUGCUAGCAGUCAUCGCUUUGUGGCUUAGUAAACUAAUUUGUGGGUGAUUUUCAAAUGUUCAAAGCCAGUAAGUAGCCUUGUUACUAACACAGAUAUUUUGAGUGCGAUACGGCUCGUUGAUUUUGUUUUCUCCUUCCCGUGUGAGGAUUCUUGAGUCUUCCUUUGCUCCCUGGGACAGGGGGAGCUCUCUUGCCUUUUCCAGGGGAGCCUGGAUUGGGCCCUGUGUGGGCCGGUCUAUUUUCCGGAAUCAUUCUUCCCGCCCCCCCUCCCCCACGUUAGUACACACUUCUUUUCUUUGCUUUUCGUUGUUCUCUCCUCCUCUGUUCGUUGAGAAUUUAGAGAAGGCUGGGCAGUGCACUGAGAUCUGGGGACAAGACCGGGCACGGGAUCUCUUCGUUUGUGUAGACUUAGACUUUUUUCACCGGGGCUCUUGCAAUUCGGCGACCUUGGCAUUCACACCCAAGUACUCUCUGCAGCAUUGAGGUUUCCUGUGAUCCUGUUAUGCUGGUAGAUCCGCGUUCAUUCAUUUACUCGCUCACUCAUUCACUUAUCGAGCGAUACUGGGCAUGAGCCAGGAGGGGUGCUGGAAACGUAGCCGCAUGUGAGACCGGCACUCUCUCCCCAUCCCCUUUGUUCUCCACGCAGACAAGGGGCUCUUGAGAGGUCUUUCUGGACAGUGAGAGCAUUGCAUCUGUCCCACAUUCGACCCACCUGGAGCCUGUAAUGAGAACACAAACCACCGCCAGUGUGGGGUCCACCAUUGGAUGGCAGGUGGACAGGUGGACAGUCACAAGAGUGUAAUCACCUGGUCACCAGAGCUUGCAGCCCGUAUCCGACUGGGAUCUCAGAGAUCUCUCUUGUUUCUUGUAAAUAACUCUCCUCUCCUCACAAAGAGGAAUAACGAAGCCCAAGGCCGGCCAGCGAGCCCAGUGAUUGAAGAGCGCGGUCUGUUCACGGGGCUCCUGCCCUGGGGGGGGGAACUGAGCUUAGGGUGAAGUCUAGAAUGUCCCAAAGCGAGCUUUGGGAGUAGCGUUCUGUCUCGUUGUUGCUGUUCUCUUUUGUUCUUGCGUUCAGGUUAGAAGAGGGUGUGGCCGGGCGUAUUCAGGAGUGUGUCUGGAAUGUUCCUGAGCACCUCCAUUGUUCUCUUUCUCGGAACAGGUGGGUCCUUCUCCCUGCCCCCCGGGAAACAUGGACGCACCUCGUUUGGUCAGUGAAAGCCAGAUCGUUGAGAAAAGAAAUGUAAGACAAACGGUGUGCAGAGUAAGUCGGUUUCCAUGACAGUGUCUGGGAGAAAUCUCUUGUUCCUUCCUUUUUUUUUUUUUUUUUUCCCUGUCGCCUUCAAUCACUAUUGCAAAGCACCGGCCAGCAGAGCCAUAGGGUAGCUGCGAUCAAGACCACCUUGGGUCUCCUUUCUACCCUCCACCCCCCUCCUGUCGAGCCAGGAGCAUUUCUGCAGUAGGAGGCCCCCCUCAUCGGGGCUGGUUAGCGACUGAAGCAGACGGGAACGCUGUGCAUGUGCACAAACCAGGGCUUUCUAAUCCCUUUGUGAGAACCAAUCGAUUACUGGAUGAGCGGAUGGGUGCAUGAACAUCUCGAGCUGAGCCAAACUCCCUUCUUGGAAACACAAGCCAUAAACUUCAAAGGACAGCAAAGACUUUGGCUCGUUUUAAGUGAUUUCGCUUCCAGCCGUGCGUGGCCUUGACAGGGAGAUCUUAAACAGGAUCCUGUGCUGGUGGUCGUGUAGACAGAGAAAGCACUUUAAAAAUGUGAAGUGAGGUACAGAUCUGCAUAUUCCCCCCCCCAACCCCCUCGCUCCUCCAAGACCUGCUGCCUUUUCUUUUCUUCAGGUUUAUCAAGAGGUAUUUGACGUAACAGUAUCGGGGCUCAUUGAUGUGCAGUGAGAGUCCCCCCGGCCCGUGAGUUUUGACAAAUGCACCACCAAAAUCAACAUAAUAUUCCCAUCACUCCUGAAAAUUCCCUGCGGCUCCCUUACGGUCGAUCCACUCCUGUCCCCCUUCCCCCCACUCCCACUGAUGGGUUUUCUGAUGCUAUGGUGUUUGCCUUGUCUAGAAUGUCGGGGAAACGGAGUUGCCGAUGGGGCCCUCGCGCCUUCUUCCUCUCGGCUUAAUGCUUUGGGUCACCCACGUGCGUGUGUCACCAGCGUGUCCCCUCGUCUCGCAGAGUAGCGCUCCGUUGCACGGGUGGGUGACCCACGGCCGCUUCCCUGCUUUUUAAAGUGAGUUGUUCGCGCCCGUGAGUGGUUCCCGGCCCGGGGUCUCCAGCUUGUUUGCACGGCUGCUUCCUGUGUCUCCCGAGGCUCCUUCUCCAGAUGCCAGCUGUGCCCACAGUGGUUCUUUGUGGUCCAUUUGAGGCUUUUGUGCAGAAAGGGGCCAGGGAAGAGGGGGGAAGGGGGCCUCCCACUUGUGUUGCACUGUUGGCUGGCAAAUCCACGCACUCCCGGGGACCCUGGCUUCAACCCCCCGCCGUGGCCCCGGGCAGGCACUGAGCAUUAGGGGGUGUGGAAAGCGAACGGACAAAGCGGGGGGUGAGAACUCGGGGCUGGCUCGUCAGCGGCCUUCCCCUGGAUCUGUGUCGCUUCGUUGGCGGGCCGCAGGUGUCCGUUCUGGUCUCCCCAGGCUCCUCCAGCUACUUCGCACGCUGUCCCCUUCUUGUUUCCAGUCCCUCACCUGACACCCGGUCGUGCCUGGCCUGGGCCCCAUGGGCGCCGUCGUGCACGCUGGGGUCUGGAACCUGCCCGAGAGGGGUACCCUGGCACUUCUCUGUGUAGACGCAAAGCAGAGCUAAAAUUAAAGAGUUUCCUGAGCUGGUGAGAAUGAGGCAGUUCCUCCCGGGCCCCUGAAGGAAGCAGAAGUCAUUACCUUUUGGGUCUCGUCCGCCGAUCUUUGAUCGCGUGUGCUGAGGUCUUCGGGCGUGAAGAACGCGUCUCUUCCCGUGAGGUUCCUGUCACUGCCGGAGCCUCGUUCAGCUGGCGGUCACAUUGAGCCAGGCGUGUGCCUGCGGCCCGCCAGGUGGUGGCCAGUGGUGACGGAGAUAGGACCAAACCCCACUAACGCCGGGCAGGCUGUGGGCGUGACCCCCAAGGUAAUGACUCCACCGACCAUGUCUUGCUUAGGUCCUGCUCAGUGGAAGGUGAGCCCUUGAAGGCAACCAGGCACCCCCCCCCCCCCCGCCCCCAGCAAACAGAAGACAUUCCUGGGUCCAGGCCAGGUGAGGGUGUUGGCCGUGGAGCCCAAGUCUGCAGGGUCCCAUGCUUCGUGGGCGCCUCUGGGUCGAGAUGUGCCAGGAAGGACUCCCAACAGCCCCCCCCCCCACCCCCGCGGGAGAAUUUUUUUUUGUGGACGGUGAAGGACCCAAUCCUGUUGCAACAGGCUUGGGUGGGAAUAAGACCGGUGACGACAACCGAUGGUUCGUUUUCCUUGACCCUUUAGAUGCUGGCGCGUGGCCCUGUCUGGAGCCUUUCUGUUGGGAGGGUCCUCUCACGGAGACGGGUGGCGGUGCCCCUCAGAUCUCUCUGUGUGCCGUUCCGGGGACGUUGACUCUUGGUGUUUGAGAGACGUUUCUAGUAGGAUUGCAGUGGUGGAAUGCAAAAGGUCUGGGCUCGCAGGUGCCAUGAUGGGGACGGUAUGACAUGGGGACAGAGAAGGAAAGCAUAUGGCGUCAGGGCAAGAGCACUGGACUGGCCCCACUUUGCUGCCUCAUUCGUCCUGUAACCCAAAGUGAAGUCACAUUCCCUCCCGAGACCUCUGCACUCCCCUGUCAAGUGGAGACGGGCCCUUUCUGGCAUUGCACUCAGCAGACUGGCUCUUAGCAGCCACGUGGACCCAGGAACAGACAUAUAAAGGGACACCAGCCGUCCUUGGUGACAGGGGGUCCCAAAUUGGCAUCACUUCCCUUCCCUUCCUUUCCCUUCCCUUCCCUUCCCUUCCCUUCCCUUCGGAAGAGGAGAUGGGGGCCGGGGGCGGGGGCAGCCCUUUCACAGCACAUCAGCAAAGCCCGUGACAGUGGAAUUUUCUAACAAAAUAAACUUGCUUAUUUGGUCUGUUUUCUGUAACUUUUGCUAAAUACUUUAUACAUUUUUAAUGUUAAAAAGCUGCGUCUCCUGCCAGCAUUGCUCAUCCUGGUAUGAAUGUGUUUACCCCACAUUGUAUAUCCUUCCUUCCUCUGGCUGCCUAGAUCAGUAAAUAACAUCGAUGUACCAUAAUUUAUAAGUAACACUGUUGAAACUCUGAUCCCUAUGGAGGCUGUAACUCGCCCUUUCCUCCGGUCCCCCGGCUGCCCCCCGCCCCGUCCCCCGUAAUAGCAUUUGUGUGUAUUAAUGCUAAAGAACUAAUGUUUAAAGGGUUUAAAUUUUGAAGGCGUUUGCUAUAUAUAAUUGUUCUGCAUUAUUAUAAAGCGUUUUCAGGAAGUUAAA